Molecule: messenger RNA, 2607 nt
Organism: Rhipicephalus microplus (southern cattle tick)
Lineage: Eukaryota; Metazoa; Arthropoda; Arachnida; Ixodida; Ixodidae
Product: nuclear pore membrane glycoprotein 210
Source: RefSeq, a predicted model, not a curated record
AUGGCCUGGUGUCCUCUGGUGGCGCCCCUGACACGAGAUGCACCCCCCGAUGGCCUGUGCGUGGCACACAUGCGCGCCCUUCUGCCGGGACAGCUGGAGCUGCGCCUUCUGUGGCGUAACAGCACUGCUGCAGUGUUGCCCCUUAAGGUGGAGCAGCUCUGGACUGGAACGGAGCACACCCUUGCCUGCCACAUCAGUUGGGCUUCCACAGAAGUGGUUCCACGUGUCAAACUUCUGGCACCAGCCCUGAUCCAGCCCGAGUCCCUUAUUCUGGGACCCAGAGCACAGCUGGCCCUCGAUGUGUCUGGGGAGCUGUCUCUGGAGCCCAAUGGCGCGGCAGUGCGGCUGGAACCGCAACCCCCCGUGCUGCAUGCCCUCUUGGCUACUGGAUCUGCCCUUCUCUCUGUCCAACGGGAGUCUCAGCAGAGCAUAUACCUGGUUCGGGUGGACACAGUGGCAUACGCUCUGGUACGGCCAGUUGGUGGGGAGCCUUGGGGGGCCGGCGAUGCGCCCUUGUCUCUGUCCAUUGGUCUGGAGCUUCUGGUGGAGGUGCUCCUGUACAACAGUCUUGGCCAACGCUUCCAUGCCUCCAACCUUAGCGUAGAGGCCCACAGCUCUCGGAGUGACCUUGUGUUAGUGGAGCGGCAAGGUGAUGGCAGUGGUUACUGGAAGCUGCGUGUGCGCGGUGCUGGCUCAGCAUUGGUCUGCUGGUCUAUAGGCGGCAGUGGCAACAACGUCGAAGUCUUGCUGCCCCUAUCAUCAGCAAUGACUGACAGUGUAAAGUCACUGCUCGUAGGCGAGCGCAUUUGGCUGCAGGCACCGUUUGCUGGCGGACGGUGGGUUGCCGAGCACGGUCCUCUGCGGAUUGUGUCGGCCGCGCCCGGCUGCGCGCUGGCCUACAUGACCAUGCCUGGCGGACGUGGCCUCGCACUGUGGACGGGUUUGCCCCAGGGGCAGCUGCGACGCGUCUUGGAGGCGCAGCAGCCCACCUCCGUGCAACUGGAAGUCCCCAACCUUGAGUUUGAGGGUUUGCCAGUACUGCUGCCGGCUGGGCAGGAUCGCAUUCUGUUUGUGAAGCUCAACGGGCGUGCCUCCAGCGUUUACGGUGAGCCUUGCGCAGCGAAGCUCACAUUGGAGGACCGGGAAGAUAAUGAUCCACCAUUCACCUGCCAUGUACGUCGCGCAGACAGCACAGAUGUUUCGCCAGAUCUGGUGCAAGUGACAGCGGGAUUCAGCUUGGCCUACGGGGGUCACUGGUGCCGGUUGUCGAGCGCCAUAGACCCACCCGAGAUGGAGCUGUCCCUGUCGGUGGUCGUGGCUCUAGCGGCUAAAGGUGGAGAAGCCGAGCCAGUUCCUAUGGCGUUGGUAGCACCUAUCCAGCUUGUCCGCGUGGAAGCAGCUGGAAGCUACAUUCAACUGGUCUAUCUGGCUGGUCCCAGCGUGGCCACAAAGAUUGCGAUUCGGCAUCUGGACGGUGUCCCCAUCAGACCAAAAAAGGCGCCCGAGCGAAUCGGCGAAACCAGCCACUGGAAGGUGACGAUCCGGGUACCCUCGUACACUUCGUGGCUGUUACUAGAGUGUUCUGGCACAAAGCAGCGCUUACGUGUGCCUUUGGAAAAGUACAGAUUAGAAAACGAGAGUUCAUGGUCAAGCUGGCUGCGAAGCAUACCUGGUAUCAUUUUGGCACUGGUAAUUGCGGGCACAUUUUGCUACCACCGCUUCAUGCCUGACCGGUCUUCAGCAGUCACUGCGUUGAUGACACCAGGUCCAAUGACCAUGGCACCAGGCCCAAUGGUCAUGACAGCGGCUCUCAGGUCGCAUGACCCCCAACAGCGGUCACCAAGUAAAGUACCGCCUUACGUCACCCAGAAUGAGCCAGUACGCCUGUGGAGCAGGCUAGACAGCAGCACCAGCUGGUCUCAGCAUCGUGCACCAUCACCUGAUCCACAGCACACGUUCUAGCCAAUUUUGGCUCGCACGUGGACCGGAGUUUGAGAGCCCUGUGCCAAGAAGCGGGGACACUGGGGAGGGGUGCUAUUGUAUUUCUGAAUUUAUUUCAAUUCGAUUUCCAGACUAUGUGGAGUGACUGAGUGUGCUAUUCGUGUGCUUGCUUUCAGCACGCACUGCAGUACUGUUACUAGCAGUUUUACUACUACUGGGAAGCUGAGUUGCAGUUUGCAAACCGGUCAAUAAGAGUAUAUUUGCUAAUUUAAUUGUUGUAUUUGAUUACCAGGUUGUGGGGAGAGCUCGUUCAAUCGGUGUACUCUGUUGAACCAGCCAUAGUACACUGCCAUUACGAUACGUAUUUGCUACUGAUAGACACACUCUUGAGUUGCAUGCAGCACCAGCAAGUGCCCUACUGAACAAAAAAAAAUUUAGCUAAAGAAAGAAAACAAAAUGCAGCACUGCUUCUGCGCAUGAAAGCACCGAGAUUAGUUAUGUUUUUCAGCGAACACCUCUUUGCUAUUCAUGCUUUUGAUAGGCACUCGAAUUUGAUGUUGAACUUGGCAGGCUGAUGUUUCACUAAUAAAUGUCCGCAUGAUAAGUGCGAAAAGCCAUGUAUAACCUCGCAUAUAGAACAAAGAAAUGAAGUUAUGCUUACUUGAA